Messenger RNA from Brienomyrus brachyistius, 3453 nucleotides. RefSeq names its product NACHT, LRR and PYD domains-containing protein 3-like. Bases 133 to 3438 code for a protein of 1101 amino acids. Lineage: Eukaryota; Metazoa; Chordata; Actinopteri; Osteoglossiformes; Mormyridae. The transcript has 9 exons. The record is from RefSeq and is a predicted model, not a curated record.
GCUGGAUCCUUCUCGGCAGAGUCGCCAUUUUAUCUAGAAGAAGAGACGUGAAUAUGAUUCUGGAAUAAUAUAAAGAUAUUCUGCGUCUGAAGAGACCCCAGCAGGAAUCAUCUGGUCUGGAUCAGUACAAAAAUGGAGAAGGAGAGAAGAAAAAGAAGAGCUGCUUCUGAAAUGCGACCAGUGCCCUGGGGCCUUGGAACACCAGUGGCUGCGAGUCGCAACAUUUAUAGUGCAAGCCAUGAAAUGCGCCCCCCUGUGGGGUGUAACAGAAAGAGCACUGAGAGUGUCCUGAUGGAGAGAGCAGACUCCCCUGUGCCCAGCUGUGUUUCCCUGAAGAGUGACAGGUCAAUCGGAAUUCCAAUUAACUUCAGAGAGGGACCUUUUCCUACAGAUCAAAGUGUCCUGAUGGAGAGAGCAGACUCCCCUGUGCCCAGCUGUGUUUCCCUGAAGAGUGACAGGUCAAUCGGAAUUUCAAUUAACUUCAGAGAGGGACCUUUUCCUACAGAUCAAAGUGUCCUGAUGGAGAGAGCAGACUCCCCUGUGCCCAGCUGUGUUUCCCUGAAGAGUGACAGGUCAAUCGGAAUUCCAAUUAACUUCAGAGAGGGACCUUUUCCUACAGAUCAAAGAGACCAAAUGGAAGAAUGCAGUUCAGAUCUACAUGAUAAAUCGGAUUUAUCAGCCAUAUCGAAGUCACUACAAGAAAAAGCCGUAAAGUUCCUAAAGGAUGAGCUGAAGAAGUUUGUGAGGUACCUAGAUCAGAAUUACCCAGAAUGCUCUGAGCCUCAGCUGGAGGAGGACAAUGACCUGGACAGUGAUGGUCAGAUGCAGAAAACCUGUGGCAGAGAGGAAGCUCUGAAGAUCACACUGUACAUCCUGAGGACCAUGAAGCAAAAUGAUCUCGCUGACAUGCUGGAGAAGAGACUCAUGCUGCAAUAUCAGCGGGAAAUCAAACGUAAACUUAAGAAGCAAUUUGAGUGUGUAUUUGAAGGGAAAGCUAAGGAAGGACAGCCAACACUUCUCAGUGAGAUUUACACAGAACUCUACAUAACUGAAGGUGGGACUGGAGGAGUCAAUGAGGAACAUGAAGUGAGACAGAUUGAAACAGCAUCCAAGAAAAGGCGAACAGAAGAUACUACAGUCAAGUGCAAUGAUAUAUUUAAACCCUUAUGUGGGCGUGAGACACCUAUCAGAACUGUACUCAGUAAAGGGGUGGCAGGUAUCGGGAAAACAGUCUCUGUGCAGAAAUUUAUUCUCGACUGGGCAGAAGGAAAAGCAAACCAGGAUGUUCACUUCAUAUUUGCUCUUCCUUUCCGGGACCUGAAUUUGAUUAAGGAUGAAUACAGUCUGAUUGAACUGCUUCACCGCUUUGUCCCAGAACUGAAAUCAUUUCAAUCCAUUGAGCUGUUUAGGUACAAAGUCUUGUUCAUCUUUGAUGGUCUGGAUGAGUGUCGCCUUCCUCUAGAUUUUCAGAACAAUGAGAGCUGGUUUGAUGUAACAAAGAAAAUGUCACUGGAUGUGCUGUUGACUAACCUCAUUAAGGGGAAUCUGCUUCCAUCUGCUCUCCUCUGGAUAACCUCCCGGCCAGCAGCAAGCAAUCAGAUACCUCCUAAGUGUGUCCACCGGGUGACAGAGAUACGAGGGUUCAGUGAUGCCCAGAAGGAGGAGUAUUUCAGGAGGAGAUUCAGUGAUCAGAGCCUGGCCAGCAGGAUUAUCACACAUGUGAAAUCAUCAAGGAGCCUCUUCAUCAUGUGCCACAUACCUGUGUUCUGCUGGAUUUCAGCCACUGUCCUUGAGAGGCUUUUUAGUGAGACUGACAGGGGAGAAAUUCCAAGGACUCUGACUGAAAUGUACACACACUUCCUGAUCUUUCAGUACAGUUUAAAAAAUGACAAGUAUAUGAAAAACUAUGAAACCAAGCUUAAGGAAUACAGCAAGGAAAUCCUUUUGAAACUUGGUAAACUGGCUUUUGACAACCUUGAGAAAGGAAAUCUGAUAUUUUAUGAGCAAGAUCUGACAGAGAAUGGCAUUGAUGUCACUGAAGCUUCAGUUUACUCUGGAUUGUGCACAGAAGUCUUUAAAGAGGAAUAUGGGCUGUAUCAGGAGAAGGUGUACUGCUUUGUGCAUCUGAGCAUCCAGGAGUAUCUCGCUGCUUUAUAUGUGUUUCAGUCAAACUUAUCAGCUGACCUGCUGGAGACUGCAGUGGAUCAGGCAUUAAAGAGCAAGAAUGGACACUUGGACCUCUACCUCCGCUUCCUCCUGGGCCUCUCAACAGACUCCAGUAGGACUCUGUUACAAAAACUACUGGGAGAGACAAGAAUCGGCUCACAUACCAUUAAGGAAAUGGAGCAAUACAUCCAUCCAUCCAAUGUCUGUUCCCCUGUGUCCUCAGGGCUGCUGGGGUCUGAAGCUUUUCCCCAAAGCUCUGUGCCCAUGGCAUGGAAUAACCCAGGAUGGGAUGCCAGUCUGUCACACUCUCAAUACAUCCAUCCAUACAAUAUCUGUCCCUCCUUGUUUUAUUCAGAGCCGCUGGGGUCUGAAGCUUUUCCCCAAAGCUCUGUGCCCAUGGCAGGUUAUAACCCAGGAUGGGGUGUCAAUCUAUCACAGCCUCAAUACAUCCAUCCCUCUAAUGUCUUUACCUCCAUGCCCUCAGGGCUGCUGUGGUCUGAAGCUUUUCCCCAAAGCUCUGUGCCCAUGGCAUGGAAUAACCCAGGAUGGGAUGCCAGUCUGUCACAGCCUCAAUACAUCCAUCCAUCCAAUGUCUGUCCCCCCGUGUCCUCGGGGCUACUGGGGACUGAAGCUUUUCCCCAAAGCUCCGUGCCCAUGACAGGGACUGACCUAGAAUUGGGUGCCAGUCUAUCGCUGGCCGAAUACAUCAAGAAGAAAAUACAGAAGAAAUUAUCUCCGGAAAGGACCAUCAACCUGUUCCACUGUCUGGUUGAGCUGGGUGACAGUUCUCUAAUACAGGAAGUACAAAGAUACCUGAAUUCAGGAAACCUUUCAGCAGAAGACCUCUCACCUGCACAGUACUCAGCUCUGGCCUUUGUGAUGCUGAUGUCAGAUGAGGAGCUGGAUGUGUUUGAUAUGAAGAAAUACAUCAGACCAGAUGAAGAGCACUGGAGGCUGCUGCCUGUGGUCAAAAACUCAAGGACGGCUCUGCUGAAAAGCUGCGGGCUCACAAAUGAACACUGUGAAAUGCUGACUUCAGCUCUAAGAUCAAACUCCUCACCCCUGAGAGAGCUGGACCUGAGUGACAAUGACCUAAAGAAUAAAGGAGUGAUGCUGCUCUCUGCUGGACUGGGGGAUUCACACUGUAAACUGGGGUUACUAAGGUCAGUAUUAUUGUGUAUUCCACACUUUAAACUGGAGAAUCUGAGGUCAGUAUUACUGGGUAUUCCACAGUCUUCACCAGCAUCCAGCGUUUUCACAACAAGACCAUGACAGACUCUGUACACC